UUUCAAAUUCCCGCUUAAAUAACAAAUUAUGAAAUUAUAUUUGGUUAGUUGACGAUGUACGCGGAUCGUGAUCCGCGCCACACCUUCUCUAAGGAAUUACAACCAUUGAUAACACAUCAAAUCUACGGUCAAAAUUCACCCAUCCUGGACAAAAACUUUUCUACUUUCCUCUCUUUGACAUGAUAAAUACCUUCCCAGAGUCCUCGCUUCUCAACCCAAAGUAUUUCCUCUAAUUUUUCGCGAGAAAUAAAAAAAAAAUCCCUGUAAACCCAUUCCCCAAAUUCAGUCAUUUCAAUGGCACGCACGAAGCAAACAGCAAGGAAGUCCACAGGAGGCAAGGCGCCACGUAAGCAACUGGCCACAAAGGCAGCCCGGAAAUCUGCACCGGCAACCGGAGGAGUGAAGAAGCCCCAUCGAUUUAGGCCAGGAACCGUGGCACUGAGGGAAAUCAGAAAGUACCAGAAGAGCACAGAGCUGCUGAUAAGGAAAUUGCCGUUUCAAAGGCUGGUGAGAGAAAUAGCGCAAGAUUUCAAGACAGAUUUGAGGUUCCAAAGCAGCGCAGUGGCUGCUCUUCAAGAAGCAGCAGAGGCGUACCUUGUGGGAUUGUUUGAGGAUACCAAUCUGUGUGCUAUUCAUGCUAAGAGAGUCACCAUUAUGCCAAAGGAUAUUCAGCUUGCUAGGAGGAUUAGAGGAGAGAGGGCCUAGUAUAUACUUCAGGGUUCUUUUGCUGGUGGUAUCUUUGUAGCUCCGGUCCAUGUUUCUCUCCUUCCAACUUUUAUCUACUCUGUCUCUCUCCAGUUUUUUUAGGUUUAUCUGCUCAGGGGUUUUUGUUUUUAUUGUAAUGUAAGUUAUUUAGAAAUCUAGUGGUUAUUUGAAUUUA
This is a messenger RNA of Populus nigra (black poplar), 880 nucleotides long. RefSeq names its product histone H3.2. Gene Ontology annotation, molecular function: structural constituent of chromatin; protein heterodimerization activity; DNA binding. Lineage: Eukaryota; Viridiplantae; Streptophyta; Magnoliopsida; Malpighiales; Salicaceae. The record is from RefSeq and is a predicted model, not a curated record. Bases 295 to 705 code for a protein of 136 amino acids. The transcript has a single exon. Gene Ontology annotation, cellular component: nucleosome.